GAUUGUGUAGGCUGCGGCUGCUGAGAGAGAAAGCCCGAGAUGUUUACUGGGGAAACCAGGAGUAGCGUCUGUCCCCUGUGCCUCGGUGAGGUGGGGAGGUUUUCAGGAGGAAGGAGGGGACAGGGAGUAGGUGGAGUGAUGCACCGAACUUACUAGCUUUGACAUCAUCAUUGUCUUUAAAUGAAACAAACAAGAAGAUAAUUACAGGCAGAGAGAGAAGGAGAGAGGAGAGCAGGAGACACCGGAGAGAACAGGUCCCCUGAAGUACAUGCUCUUCUUCUCGCUCUCUUUCCCAUCUGCCCAGGGACCCACAAGACUCCCAGAAGGUGAAGUCAAGGGCUCUCAGACUCAUAAGGUUAUUAGGACACCAGACUGGCAUCCCCAAGGAGAACUUUACGGAGACUUGCAACAUACCAACAAGUUGGAAGGGGAUUAAAAAACCUUCAACACUCCACAAGCCCAAGCACCAGGCUGAGGGAAACAUUCUGACCUGCACAGGCAGACUGGGCUCUGGCUGAGGAGGACCUCUGGAGAGCAAAAGCUAAGUACCAGCUUGGAUUUUUGUGCCCCCAGGUUCCUUUUGCAAUGUUAGAUAGAAGCAUCAAAUUCUGUGCCUCUGGAUGCAAGUUCCUCUAACGAUUUGUUCGAAGGUGGAUGUAGCUUAGGAUAAGGGCUACAGAAAGAACGUAACUCCUAGGGAAGGAAGAAGGAGAAAGGAAUGAAAAUGAGAAGAUUAGCGUCUUUUUCAUGACUUCAGGUAGGGAGCGGUAUGUGUUUGUGAGGGAGUGUGUGUGUGAGAGGAUCUGGCUCCUGUCUGUGUGUCCCUCUUCUAGGAUCGGCGGGGGGAGGGGCUACUGAAGAAGGGACCAAAAAAAAAAAAAAAAAAGAAAGAAAGAAAGAAAGAAACCUGAGCUCUCUAGGAGGAGGUUCCAAGGAACCCAGAGAAAUGAACUUCGUUCUGCAAGGACUGAACUAGAGUCAGGAGAGCCAGGUCAGGGGAGAAGGAGGGAAGCACAGCACUCACCGGCUGGUAGCCAGAAGAGACACACUUUUGGGGCUGCUCCUAAAAGUUUGGUCUGUGAACAAAACCGUUUCCCUGGUGACUGCGAAUCCACUGCUAGCCGUCUCUUUCUCUUCUCCCCAUCAUUCCUGUGUGGUACCCAGAAGUUGACUUCUGGUUCUGUAUAAAGAGCUGGGGGAGGUAUGAUGUGUCUAAAGAUCCUGAGAAUCAGCCUGGUGAUUCUGGCUGGGUGGGCAUUCAGUACUGCCAGCUCUGAGCCAGGCUGGCCACGCAAGAGAUCUGUGGCUCAGAGGGGACACCUGAACCAGGUGCUGUCGGAAGGAGAACGCUGUUGGCUGGGGGCCAAGCUGAGAAGACCCAGAGCUGCUCCCCAGCAUCAUCUCUUUGGGGUCUACCCCAGCAGGCCUGGGGACCACCUGAUACCCUACCCUGUGGGGGGUCAGGGAACCCGCCAUGCAGGACACAGUAAACCAGAUGCCGCGGGGGGCCUGGCCACGAGCCCAGCCAGAAGUGGGGGGCCGAGGGGUGAAGCUGAGCAGCCAGCCACCCCGUGGUCCUGGCAUGAUCCUCCUGGGCGGGCUGAGCUGCGGAGAGACAGUGACACUUAUCUUGGAGAUGGAGGAUCCAAGGAGAUUCCAGGUGAGGCUGAGACUCAGGAGCGCUCGGCCACGGCUGCCACCGUUACCACCACCUUCGUGGGCCCAAAGGAACCCCAACCCGAGAGCCGAAGGAACGGCCGGGCCAAGACCAGGCAUCGCCGACAGGUGGUGAAGGGGCAGGCGGGGGGCGUGCGGGGAGACCCCGGUGUCCCCCUCCGGCAUUUCCAGCCUCGGCCUGAGCAUCCUCUUGUGCACGGGGGCAGAACCAGUCUGACAGCGGACAGCAUCCAGAAGGGUGGAGGGGACCCCCACUGGGAAGCAGAGACCUUUAACCCCCGCGGAGGCUUGCCGGUCUUGUACUUCUCGGGGAGGCGGGGGCGGCUGCUGCUGCGCCCCGAAGUGCCGGCUGACAUUCCCCGGGAGGCCUUCACGGUGGAAGCCUGGGUGAGACCAGAGGGAGGACAGAACAACCCAGCCAUCAUUGCAGGUGUGUUUGAUAACUGCUCCCACACUGUCAGUGACAAGGGCUGGGCCCUAGGGAUCCGCUCAGGGAAGGACAUGGGAAGGCGAGAUGCUUGCUUCUUCUUCUCCCUUCGCACCGACCGUGUGAAGAAAGCCACCAUUGUGACUGGCCACAGUCGCUACCAACCAGGCACAUGGACACACGUGGCAGCCACUUAUGAUGGACAGCGUAUGGCCCUGUAUGUGGAUGGCACUCGGGUGGCUAGUAGUCCAGAGCAGUCUGGUCCCCUGAACAGCCCCUUCAUGGCGUCUUGUCGCUCUUUGCUUUUGGGGGGGGAUAGCUCUGAGGAUGGCCACUAUUUUCGUGGACACCUGGGUACACUGGUCUUCUGGUCGACCGCCCUCCCACAAAGCCACCUCCAACACAGUCCUCAGCAUCCAACUGGAGUGGAAGAACUGAGCACCCUGAUCCUGACAGCCAGUUUUGAGCCCUUGGAAGAACAGUGGGCCCCCUUUAGGGAUGGGGAGUAUCCACGGCGUGAGGUUCUGCAGGGCUUUGAGCCUGAGCCUGAGAUUCUGUCACCUUUGCAGCCCCCACUCUGUGGGCGGACGGUUUGUGACAAUGUGGAGCUGAUCUCCCACUACAAUGGGCACCAGCCCCUCCAGGGAGAGAAGGUGAUCCGCUACCAAGUGGUGAACAUCUGUGAUGACGAGGGCCUGAACCCCAUCGUGAGCGAGGAGCAGAUCAGCCGGCAGCACAAGGCACUGAACCAUGCCUUCAGCCGCUACAACAUCAGUUGGCAGCUGAGUGUCCACCAGGUCCACAACUCCACCCUGCGCCACCGGGUUGUGCUUGUGAACUGUGAGCCCAGCAAGAUUGGCAAUGACCACUGUGACCCUGAGUGCGAACACCCACUGACGGGCUAUGACGGGGGUGACUGCCGCCUGCAUGGCAGGUGCUACUCCUGGAACCGCAGGGAUGGGCUCUGCCACGUGGAGUGCAACAACAUGCUGAAUGACUUUGACGAUGGGGACUGCUGUGACCCCGAGGUGACUGAUGUGCACAAGACCUGCUUCGACCCCGACUCACCCAAGAGGGCAUACAUGAGUGUGAAGGAGCUGAAGGAGGCACUGCAGCUCAACAGUACGCACUUCCUCAAUGUCUACUUUGCUAGCUCAGUGCGGGAAGACCUUGCUGGUGCUGCCACCUGGCCUUGGGACAAAGAAGCCAUCAGUCACCUGGGUGGUGUUGUCCUCAACCCAGCCUAUUAUGGCAUGUCUGGCCAUACCAACAUUAUGAUCCAUGAGGUGGGACAUGUCCUGGGACUCUACCAUGUCUUCAAAGGGGUCAGUGAGAGGGAAUCCUGUGAUGACCCCUGUAGGGAGACAGUGCCAUCCAUGGAUACAGGAGACCUCUGUGCCGACACUGCCCCUACUCCCAAGAGUAAGCUGUGCCAGGACCCAGAGCCUACCAAUGACACCUGUGGCUUUACCCACUUCCCAGGGGCUCCAUUCAGCAACUACAUGAGCUAUACAGAUGAUGACUGCACCAACAGCUUCACCCCUAACCAAGUGGCCCGGAUGCAUUGCUAUUUGGAUCUUGUGUAUCAGCAGUGGAGUCAAAAUCGGAAGCCCACCCCCAUUCCCCUCCCACCCAUGGUCAUUGGGCAGACCCACACAUCCCUCACCAUCCACUGGCUUCCUCCAAUUAGUGGGGUUGUGUAUGACAGGGUCCCAGGCAGUGUGUGUGGUGCCUGCACUGAAGAUGGGACAUUCCGUCAGUACGUGCACACAGCUUCCUCCCGGCGUGUGUGUGACUCCUCAGGUUACUGGACUCCAGAGGAGGCUGUGGGGCCUCCAGACGUGGACCAGCCUUGUGAGCCGAGCUUGCAGGCCUGGAGUCCUGAGCUCCACCUGUACCAUAUGAACAUGACGGUGCCCUGCCCUGCAGAAGGCUGUAGCCUGGAGCUGCUCUUCCAGCACCCGGUCCAAGCUGACACCCUUACCCUAUGGGUCACCUACCUCUCCAUGGACUCCUCCCGGGCACUCUUUGACACGGAGAUCUUGCUGGAACACCAGGAUUCUGUGCACCUGGGCCCCUUAGACACUUUCUGUGACACCCCACUCACUAUCAAACUGCAUGUCGAUGGGAAGGUCUCAGGGGUGAAAGUCUACACCUUUGAUGAGCGGAUGGAAAUUGAUGCAGCUCUGCUGACUUCCCAGCCCCACAGUCCCUUGUGCUCUGGCUGCAGGCCUGUGAGGUACCAGGUUCUCCGUGAGCCCCCAUUUGCCAAUGGCUUGCCCAUGGUGGUGACAAAUCCUCACAGGAAGUUCACGGACGUGGAGGUCACACCGGGGCAGAUGUAUCAAUACCAAGUUCAAGCUGGAGCUGGGACAGAUCUGGGAGAAGCUUCACCUCCGCUGAGCCAUAUCCAUGGAGCUCCUUACUGUGGAGAUGGGAAGGUGGCGGGGAGCCUGGGAGAAGAGUGUGAUGAUGGGGACCUUCUGAGCGGAGAUGGCUGCUCAAGGGCGUGCCAGCUGGAGGAAGGCUUCCACUGUGCAGGGGAGCCAAGCCUAUGUUACAUAUAUGAGGGAGACGGGAUAUGUGAACCUUUUGAGAAGGAAACCAGCAUCAUAGACUGUGGCCUCUAUACUCCCAAAGGAUACCUGGAUCAAUGGGCCACCCAAGCUUACUCCUCUCAUGAAGACAAGAAGUGUCCUGCUUCCUUGGUAACUGGAGAACCUCAUUCAAUGAUUUGCACAUCACACCAUCCAGAUUCACCAGAGCACUAUCCCCUUACUGGCUGGUUUCCCUGUGUCACCAAUGGAAAUAGACCUCAGGAUAAAAGAAGUGAGCAGACAGAAGGUAGCCUGGAGAGAGAGGAUGAGGUGUGGCUAAAAGUGUGUUUCAGUAGACCAGGAGUGGCCACGGCAGUUUUCGUUUUCUUGACAUCUGAUGGCCCAGUACUCAGAGAACAUCAGCGGCCGACAGUGACUGUUCACCUGACCGAUGUCAGUGGGAACAACCACUCUCUUGGAACCCAUGAGCUGUCAUGCCAGCAUAACCCACUGGUUAUCAAUGUGACCCAUCACCUGGCGGUCCUCUCCCACCAUACCACCUCAGUGCUGCUGAAUUUCUCAUCCCCAUUGGUGGGCAUCUCAGCAGUGGCUCUAAGGACAUCUUCCCACAUAAGUCCUUCAACUCCCAAUAAGUGCAUCCCAGAGCAUGAGGGGCAAAAUCAUCAGGGACAGAGCUGUGUCCAUCGGCCCUGUGGGGAGCAGGGCAGCUGUGUGCCAUUGCUGCUUGAUCAUGCGGAUAUGGUGAACUGUACCUCUGGUGGCCCAGGUCACAUGAAGUGUGCUAUUACCUGUCAAAGGGGGUUUGCCCUUCAGGCCAACAGUGGGAAAUACCUCAGGCCUAUACAGAAGGAAAUUCUGCUCACAUGUUCCUCUGGGCACUGGGACCGGAUUGUGAGCUGCAUGCCCCUUGAUUGUGGCGUUCCCCACCCAUCUUUGGUGAACUAUGCGACCUUUUCCUGCUCAGAGGGAACAGACUUUCUGAAACGCUGUUCAGUCUCCUGUGUCCCACCAGCCAAGCUUCAAGGACUGAACCCGUGGUUGACCUGUCUUGAAGAUGGGCUCUGGUCCCUCCCCGAAGCCUACUGCAAGUUGGAGUGUGACGCUCCUCCUGUUAUCCCGAAUGCCAGCUUGCUCCUGCCUCCCUGCCUCCAGCACAACCAUGACGUGGGCUCCGUCUGCAGAUACGAAUGCAAACCAGGCUACUAUGCCGUGCCGAGUGCGGACAGUAAAGUCAGGAGCAACUUCCUGAAGAUACAGUGCCUGGAGGGUGGAAUCUGGGAGCAAGGCAGCUGCAUCCCAGUGGUGUGUGAGCCCCCUUCUCCUGUCUUUGAAGGCAUGUAUGAAUGUACCAAUGGCUUUGAGCUCAACAGCCAGUGUAUGCUCAACUGUAACCAGGAAAGUGGAAGGCGUCCCAUCCUCUGCACUAAGGAGGGACUGUGGACUGAGGAGUUCAAGUUGUGUGAGAACCUGCAAGGGGAGUGCCCACCACCCCCUUCGGAGCUGAAUUUUGUGGAGUAUAAGUGUGAACAGGGAUACGGAAUUGGUGCAGUGUGUUCCCCAUCGUGCGUAAUUCCCCCUAGUGAUCCUGUAAUUCUUCCUGAGAACAUCACUGCUGACACUCUGGAGCACUGGAUGGAACCUGUCAAAGUCCAGAGCAUCGUAUGCACUGGGCGGCGCCAAUGGCACCCAGACCCGGUCCUGGUCCACUGCAUUCAGUCGUGUGAGCCUUUCCAAGCAGAUGGAUGGUGUGAUACCAUCAACAACCGGGCCUACUGCCACUAUGAUGGGGGAGACUGCUGCUCUUCCACGCUCUCCUCCAAGAAGGUCAUUCCAUUUGCUGCUGACUGUGACCUGGAUGAAUGCACCUGCCGAGACCCCAAGGCUGAAGAAAAUCAGUAACUGUGGGAUCAAGCCCCUCCUUCCACUGCCCUGGAGGCAGGAAGAAAGAGAGGCCUCCAUAGCAGAAAACAAAAGGUGAAUGAAGAAGAAAUGUUGUGAAAUGAAGGAAGGAGGAAGAGCAUGAGGAUCUUACAGACAUGCAGGAGAAUGUUUAUAGGUGCCAACUGUUGCAUCAGGUAGUCCAAGUAGGGAAGAAUCACAGGCAAAAGUUUCUUCAAAGAGGCAGUUGAUUAAAAGUGGAAGGAGAAAUAUGAUAGAUAUACAAGGACCCUCCUCCCCCAUUUAUAUUCUAUUCAACCCCAUCCUCAACUCUUGCCCUACUCCCCGCUCUGCACCCCGCCAACUAUUCAGCCCCACCCAACUUGUAAACCAAUACCAAAAUACUAGAAGAGAAGUUGCCAGGGACACUCUGUUAACACCCAUUUUGAAUGGAUUGCCAUCUUUCAGGGCUCAUCUACUCUAAACUGGCUCCCUUUCUUUCGUGUAGUCUCCUUUAGUAAUAAUGAGGUUAGUUAUUAAUUCUUUAUAGGUAUUUAAACAUAAUUAUAUAAAUCUAUUAUAUAUAUUAUAUUUUUUGCUGUCUACUAAGCUAAAAAUUAUACAUUGUUCCACAUAUUGCUGCUGUGAAGUUCACUUCCAAAAUGAAUCCUGAGGGUUUGAGGACAGCAAGAAAAGUUGUUCUGCCAUUUUUCUAUUGAUGGGGGUUGGCAGGUUGAAAGGGAAGUGGUGAAGGGGAGGGAGAGAGAAAUUAGGUGUUCUUGAUAUGAACAUGUCAGCUAAUCAUCUUUCAUGAGCAGGAAGCUGGGCCCAGUUUGAGGAGAUGAAGGGUUGGGAUGAUAACAUUAAGAGGCAUGGCAAGUUGGGUGGGAGUACCUAUUGGUGCUGGGGCAGGAGAACCAGACUGUGGUUCUUGUGUAUCUAUCCAAAAAGAAUAUAUUCACUACUUUUCACUUCUCAGAACUCUUAGUUGGAGUUAGUGAGACCCAGGAUUCUCUACAUUCCCAUAUGUGCCUGUUCCAAGGGUGGCUCUUACCCUCCAGUCAGUGAGCAAGUUUAUACUGGGGCUUGUUCUCUGAUUGCCAGGAUUACAGGAACUCACACAUUCCUCAUGGUUGGCCUGUGCCCUCUCUCCUUCUGAGUCCCCAAACCUGGCUAUCAUUCACAGACACAUGACCAAUCGCUGAUCUGGGGAAAAAAAUGUUAUGGACAUGACAUAGGGAGAAAAUGGGAGGAGACAGAAGAACAGGCAGAGAUGGGGGAGCCAAAGGAGGCCAUAGAGAUGGGAGAGGCCAGGAGUAAAUUAGAGCCCCAGGCAGGAGGAUGAAAUGAGUCAAAGAGACUUGGGCUUGUUCCAAGUCUCCAGAACAGAUCGGAGGGGAAUCCUUCAAGCAAUGCAGGAUCUGAGGUAAAUUCUAUUCGAGUACAACAUAUAUCCAUGACCUAGAGUUUUUGAUUGAGCAGGCUAUGGAAACACAUGGAGCAAGGGUGACACUCUGUGGGAAGAGAGAAGAAUUUCAACUUAUUUAGGGUCCAUUUUGUUGUCAUUAUCCUUUCUUGUUCAAUAGAUGGACUGUGGGUAAAAUGACCACAUUAACCUGCCUCUAUUUACAUCCCAGGCUUACUCUUUUUGCACAUGGUCUAUUGCAGUU
This is a messenger RNA of Mirounga angustirostris (Northern elephant seal), 8210 nucleotides long. RefSeq names its product pappalysin 2 (gene PAPPA2). The transcript has 22 exons. Gene Ontology annotation, biological process: proteolysis; cell surface receptor signaling pathway. The record is from RefSeq and is a predicted model, not a curated record. Gene Ontology annotation, molecular function: metalloendopeptidase activity. The coding region runs from base 1204 to 6561 and encodes 1785 amino acids. Lineage: Eukaryota; Metazoa; Chordata; Mammalia; Carnivora; Phocidae.